ACUCAGUAGCCUAUAUUCAGUAGAAUGAUGAAAUGUUGAGUUCUCCUGUUGUUCACGUCAUAUGUGUCUGCCUUAUAUGUGUCUCUGUCAUGUCCAGCUGUUUUUAUCUGUUUAUAUAUAAUUUUAUCUUUGUAAGGUGUCCUUAGGUCUCCUGAAAGGUGCCACCAAAUAAAAUGUAUUAUUAUUGCUAUUAUUUUUAUAAGCAACAAAUUGACAUAGCUAUAGAGCCAGAGUCUGGUUUGUAACAUCACACAUCUAAAAAAAAAAAAAAAAAAAACACUACAGAAACUAUGGCAGCAAUCAACUUUUCAUUUGCAAGACAAAUGUGUAAUUUCUUCAUUCAAAAGUGACAUAGUUUUGCUUUAACAUUAGAACAUCAACAUUACAUGCAGCCUAGUUAGGGCGCCAACUCUUCUUAUUUUGUAAUUGGAUGAAAGAACUAUCCUCCAACCCUCUCUCCAGGCCGUGAACGCAGCACCCUGGGGGUGUGGAUCCACAUCUUGUUCCCCGCUGACUGACUGACUGACUGACUGACUGGAAGCAGCACUGAGCUACAUGAUGGGACGGCGGUCCGAGCAGUGAAGCCAGCAGGCUGAGGACGGCGGACAAAGCAGCAGUGAAGCCAGCAGCUUUACUCACUUCAGACUGACUGCAUCACGACAUCACUGUUAUCAUCUCUACAUCACCAGCAUCAUCAACAGUGUGCGGGGUGUUUUCUUCUCGUGGCGCUGAGAGAGAGAGGAGGCGACGUGUACACACCAGUGGGCUGACUGACUCUGGAUCAGCCCAUGAAUGCAGGAGGAUGGAGAUAGAGCAGAAGAGGACGAAUGGGUUCGACUACCCGGAGAGAAACAACGCCAAGUCCGUUAACGGCUUUUACAGUGACCACCCGUUGGAGUCUGAACAGAACGACAGCAUGGAUGCAAUCAAUGCAAGUAAUCUAGAUGAUCCAGCUGACCAGCGUACUUGCCUUAUCUGUGGAGAUCGCGCCACAGGCCUGCACUAUGGCAUCAUCUCCUGCGAGGGCUGCAAGGGCUUCUUCAAGCGCAGCAUCUGCAACAAGCGCGUGUACCGCUGCAGCCGCGACAAGAACUGCGAGAUGUCGCGCAAGCAGCGCAACCGCUGCCAGUACUGCCGCCUGCUCAAGUGUCUGCAGAUGGGGAUGAACCGCAAAGCAAUCAGGGAGGAUGGCAUGCCAGGAGGGAGGAACAAAAGCAUCGGGCCUGUGCAGAUCACAGAGGAGGAGAUAGAGCGGAUCAUGUCGGGGCAGGAGUUCAAGGAGGACGCCCCGGAGCACACCUGGGGCAACAACGGCGACAGCGACCACAGCUCUCCGAGCAACGGAGCCUCGGAGGGCAACCAGCCAUCACCCGCCUCCACUCUGUCAUCCAAUCGCUCUGUGGAAAUGAAUGGCUACACAGCGGCCCUCAGGGACCAGUACAUCAACACCUCCAUGUCCACACACUACCAACUCCUGCCUCACCUGUUCAGCUACGCCGCCCAGUCUGGCCUGCUGGCCCCACAGCCCCGCAGCCUCUACCCACAGUCCCACCCGCUGGUGCUGCAGCUGGUGGCUGCUGAAGACCUGGCCCCACUGGCAACCCCUAUGCUUAUAGAGGACGGGUACAAAGUGACCCAGGUGGAGCUGUUUGCCCUGCUGUGUCGCCUGGCAGACGAGCUGCUCUUCCGCCAGAUCUCCUGGAUCAAGAAGCUGCCGUUCUUCUGCGAGCUCUCCAUCGAGGACUACACCUGCCUGCUGAGCUCCACCUGGCAGGAGCUCAUCCUGCUCUCCUGCCUCACCAUCUACAGCGCCCAGAUCUUCGGAGACCUGGCCGACGUCACCGCCAAGUACACGCCGUCUGACGAUGAGCUGCAGGGCUUCAGCGAGGACGGUAUGGAGGUGAUGGAGAGGUUGAUAUAUCUGUUUCGCAAGUUCCACCAGUUGAAAGUCAGUAAUGAGGAGUAUGCCUGCAUGAAAGCCAUCAACUUCCUCAACCAAGAUAUCAGAGGGCUUUCCAACACCUCCCAGCUGGAGCAGCUGAACAAGCGCUACUGGUAUGUGUGUCAGGACUACACUGAAUAUAAGUACCCGCACCAGCCCAAACGCUUCCCCGAGAUCAUGAUGUGUCUCCCGGAGAUCCGCUGCAUCGCAGGGAAGCUGGUGAAUGUCCCUUUGGAGCAGCUCCCCCUCUUGUUCAAAGCAGUCUUGCACUCCUGCAAAUCCAGCCUGACCAGCUACAGGACCGGUCCGUCACCCUGCGUGACCACCUCCUCUGGAAACUAGACUCCCCCGACCCCCCCCCCCCCGAGUCGAGGGACUGGUCUCCCCUCUUGUGAAUGUGACAAGCAGCUAGUUUGUUUUUUGUAACUUUUUUCUUUAUAUAUUUAUUACACGACAGAGCUGAAUGUAUGCUGAUUUACACUGUGCACAUGCUUCUGUACAAAACAAAUGCUCGUAGAUGCAUUGGUCUUUGGAGUUUACAAGUGUGUAUCCAGUUUGCUCAAUGUGUCAGUGUUGCUAUUGUUAGAACUAGACUUUGAAAGAGUUUAUUUUAUUCAGACGGGGGCGUAUAGACACAUGUGACGAGUGUUUUGAGACUACCUCAGGAAAAUGUUGUUGCUAUUUUCAGGUACCUUUUCUUUCUGUUAAAUGAAGAGUUGCCCAGUCUAAAACCAAAUCCCUGUGGACGCUUUUGGCACCUCAAUCACAGACUGAAUGUUCAAAGGAGCUGCAUAAAUCAAAUAUUGAAAAACAGUGUCUUGUUACACUGAAAAAUGCAAAAGUAAUUAGCAAAUCGAGCUACUUUAUCUGCAUGGACUCUCAGACAUCCUUACUUACGGGUUGGCGGUCUUGUCAAAUUAACAUUCCAUGGGUUAAGGUGACAGUUUUUGUGGAUCUUUGGGAUCUUCAUUGAAAAAAGGAGCAUAUACGGGUAUUUUUUACAAUCAUAGAUUGGGGAUGUAAAGGCUUUAUUGCAGGGGAAGGGGAGGAUAGCUAGGUUUGCCGUUUUAGUUUUAUUGUUUUUCCUUUUUCGACCAAAGUGUUAUGCAAUGCUUUUUUCAAAGACCCAUUAAUGAUGGGUAGGGGGCUGAUAGCUCCAACAAAAAAAAAAAGAUUUCUUAUCAAAGAAGGAUCAGGAUAAGAAAUGAAUCAAUCUGUGUCAGAGGGGAGAAACCCUUCUACUGGACAGACGAGUAUGUUGCCGGAUUUCAUUGUGAACGCUGCUAAACAUGCACACGUUUCUUGUGCACACGUAUAUGCAUAGAGCAGAUGUGAUGAGAUUGCUUUUCAGAUGGCUCGUUUUUUUUUUUUUUGGGCUCCGUUGCCUUCAGUGCCAGGAACUCGAUUGCAUUGUAGCUCGCUCUCAACACACCAUCACCUAAAUUUUAAGGUCCACCGUAUACUGUCUAUGUUUGGUUUAAAGGGGUAGCCCGUGAAAUCUUUUUGCAUUUUUCCAAUUUAUUCAGAACAAAACCACAAAGAUGACGCUUGUUGUGUUUUGAACAGCGAGAGAUCUUCAUGGCUUCAAACAAAAUGUAUUCCUGACCUACUAGAAGCAAAAUCAAACUGACAAACCACUGGAUUCAAGUAUGAACGGGAGCCGAAAAUAAGCCUGAGUCAACAAAAAAGUGCUUAACACUUGCUGCCUCUGGUUCAUUACGAAGCCGGUGUAUAGAGCGCUGGCUUUCUGUUAGCAUAUCCAGCUUCAAACAGGUCCGUUCAAAGGUUUCAUGCCAGUUUUAGAGGGAUUUAGACUGUUUUCAGGUCUUGUCAGGUCCAAUCAAAAGUUUGCACAGACCCAAGACCAGUAGCAGUUUAAGUCGGACCUGACCCAGAUCCAAGGGGUCACUAGAAAAGUGUGGACCUGAGACUUGGUUCAGGUCUAGUCCUCAGGGUUUUUAUGAACUGGCUAAUACAAAGAUGUGGAUUAUCACUUUAAGAAGGGAUGGAUUCAGUGUGAUUAAUCCGGGCCCAUGUCUGAAUGAAUCCAGGCAAGGUUUUUAGAGAAUUUAGGUGACUUACCUCCGGCUUGCAUACCCUCUGUGACAGAUAUGCACAUUGUUUUUAAAAAAGCCAUAGAAAAAUGGUCUUUAUUUUUGAAGUAUGAGAUGAUCAUUUCAAACCGCUUGAAGUGUCUUCUUGAAUUCCUCAAGUUUUUUUUUGCCGUUUCAUGAUGUACAGUAAUUUGAAAUGCAGACAAAAUGCAGUCCUUGCAACGACUCUCUUUUUUUGCACACGACGGUGAGGUUCGGAGACCUUGACCUUUGACCUCGGCCACUGCCCACCCAGUGUGUUCCUAUCUCUCUCAGGUCCCUGCCGAUCUGAAUCUAAACAGGGUAAAGUGAGUGUUAUGUAUUGCAUUCAGAAGUUCCUCAGUGACCAUGCUGUGAUGUACUUGUAUUAUUAGUAGAUGUAGGUUCCAGGACAUUGUAGGUCCUCUGUAGGAAAGUGUUUUUUCUUUUCCACUUUAUUUCCCCUCAAGGUCCCCACCCCCCCACCCCCUUCAUUCAGUGAAAGUGGAUGUAGUUUGAAGAUGAGACAUGCAGGGUGGAUUUUUUCUCAUGGCAUUGGUGACGAAUGGAGCGAGAGGCGACGGCGGCUUCUUCAGAAUGUCGCCGCAGCUUCCCUUCUCCUGUUUCCAUCCACCUCUCUGUGUGCAGCCUUAACAACACCACCAGUCCAAUGCAGUGUUCUUCUUCUUUCAAAUGUUUCAGUUAGCCUCUUUUCAUCUUUUUGAUUUUUAUACAUUUUCAUGUACCUUUUGUAGUUAUGAUGUGAAUGUUUUGGGUUUUUUGUUGUUUUUCAUGUAUUCAUUCAACACCCCCAUCAUUUUCUAAAACUUUGAAUGAUUUUUUUUUUUUAGACUUGAUUUUUAUUAACUCAUUCCCUUGUCCACUGUAUUUUAAAAAAAAAGAAAGUAUUAUUCAGGCGUUGUCAGCCUCAUUUUAUAUGGACAAUAUACUGACAUCUUGGAGCCUUUUAUGUAUUAUUUGAAUCAUUUUACAAUGCAAAUGUGACGCUUUGGAGCCAUCUGUGGUUCCCAAAGCUGAAUGAAUUUACACUCAUUUCGGAGAGAGAAUAUCGUCUCUCUCCAUUUUUGUAAAAUGUGCAUCUUUCAUCACACAGGCUUCUGAGGUUCAAUGGUAUUUUCACCUAAAUUACAAAAAAAAAGUUUGUUUUUUGGGGUGGAGGCAAGAAAUCUCAGAGACCAAUACCUCAAAAUCUAAGCAGAUAAAGCCACAACUGUCCGAACAAUCAGAUAGUGUUUUUGUCAUUUUGGUGAACUGACCCUUUAAAACCACAUCAUCUCAGGGAUAUGUACAUUAUGUAACAAAAGUCUGCGUGAUGAGAUGUAUCGUUAAAAGAAGAAAAAACCCUAAAAUCCUUUACCACUGCUGAGAAACGGCUACAAUUGAGUUUCAUAGUAGAUUUUGCUUAAUAAAAAAUAGAUCUAAAUAAUUAUCAGGUGUCAGAAUGUAAAGAGGAAGGGCUUUUUUCUAGAGCUGGCAUUUUGCACUGAUGUUAAACAAACCCUCCUCUCUGUACAGAAACAGUCUGGGAAUAGUUUGUAUUGUAGCAGAAGUAGAAGAGAGAGGUUCAGGGUGGUCAACAGCAAAGUCACUUCAUCUCAGAGUAACUCCAGGAAUGCACUGAACAUCACAGAGUGCCGAGAUCUGACAGUGGAAGAGGAUCUGAAGGGGGGUUUUUCUCUUUUAAUGUAGCAGCAAAUAAUAUCAAUACCGGCCUCUGCUCAUCAACAUGAAAUAAAAAAACUCACCACGGCUACCUUACUGCCACCACUCUGACUUCCUACCUGUCAUAUUUUGAUACACAUGUGCUGAAGAAAGUGUUCUUUUUAUUUUCUGUAUUUGUAUUUUUUUUUUUUUUUUUGCAGACAAGGGAUAUGUCAUUUUGCAAUUUUUCUGUACCGAAACUACCUCUUUAUUUGUCAUCAUGUUGCUUUCUUUCAAAUAGGUGAUUUUUUUUUGUCUUAUUUAUUGGUUUCAUUGGCACCAAUGUUCUGUAAUUUUGUGUCUCUUAUUUCACUCAGUGACCUCUCCGAUUUAUAACACGCUCUGAUACCUGUUUUCUUCUUUUUUAAAAAUGCGUAAACAUGUUGCCUCAUAAUCCUCUCUACCUCAAGACUGUCAGAAGCUUUUUUAUUUCCUCUGACCUCCCGCUGCAAAGUAUGUUACACUGAACACUCUUAACUCUUAACUUUUUUUUUUUUGUUGUUGUUGUUGCUUCAUUUCAUGUUAAAUUAGCGUCAUCUUUUUAUUCCACUUCUGCCCUGUUAUCAUGAAUCCAAUACCAAAUGACGAAAGAAUGACAAUGUCAGCGUACUGAUUAAGCGUUCACACGAUGCAUUCUUGCUGCAGUUAACCAGUGCUUUAUUUUCCUGUGUUGACCUUUUCAGAAUACAUGUUAUCUUGUGAAUGCCUGUUUGCUGUGUACACUAUAUUCACCACAUCUUGAUAUGACAGUGUUUUUUUUCUCCAUCGUGCUCCAUGAUUGUUGUUCAUUGGUAAGACGGCUGAAGGUAACAUGGAAGUGGUAACAGUGGGACUAUUAUCAUAUCGGACUCGGUCAAUGCAGCUCGGCGAUCUGUUGUCAAUCAGACAAUGUAAAUUGUGGUCAAACUGACAUCUCGUUGUGUUUACAUGCUUUUAGCUCACUCGUGUGACCCUGUGGCACGCGACAACAGACUGACUUACUGAAGUGUUAUCACUGGGGGUUGGACUCAUAUGGCUUUUGAAUAGUUAAGCUGCCAGCCUGACUUACUGAUAUGGAACGUCAUGAUACCCAACAAUAGAGGAAAUCUUAGAAACAGUUCUGCCUUUUAAACAACCUGGCUCUUAUUUGCAUACUUGCUAAAAUAAGAUCAAGGUUGUACAAAAGCAGAAUUUUAAAGGUAAAGCCAGCACAGUGUUUUUCCCCCUGUGGUCAGGAAGGAACCAUCAUCAAUCUCUCCUAUAACUGGCCGGUACAGGCAAACCAACAUAUGUGUCCAACCCUAGCACUGUAACACUGUUAUAGAACCCUGGCAAGAUGAGCUCUGGAGCACACGGUUAUAGAAAGAGCUUGUAAUGGGACUUUUAUAGGGGACGUAAAUAAGGUGCAGCAUUUGUCGCUGCACAUUAUUAAAGCUCUUAUUGUAAUCGUGUGGUCCAGAUCCUACCACAGUUGACCUGUCAGUCGAGGCACCAGUUUGAGCUUUAAGUUUGCAGACGCACAGAGACCCAUUCACCGCUGUAGUGCAGGAGCACAAGAUGAGAAGAGUUUUGGGGGAGGUAAAAGAGUAGAAAUAUCUUGACAUAUCUCAGGGAAGACAUAGUUACACACUGUUACCACCCAUGAACACACUUUGAAAACAUUGAAAUGUUUUUUUCUCUUCAGAAAUCUCUUGUCUGCUCUUGUUACUUUAACUACCUGUGAAGAAUGUGAUCCAUUACGUGUUAAAAGCAUGUUUAGAAUGUGUUAGGACUUGAAACCAAAUAAAUGUGAACGUUAUGCAAGUGUA
This is a messenger RNA of Sebastes umbrosus (honeycomb rockfish), 7523 nucleotides long. RefSeq names its product nuclear receptor subfamily 6, group A, member 1a (gene nr6a1a). Gene Ontology annotation, biological process: regulation of DNA-templated transcription. NCBI's taxonomy places the organism in Eukaryota, Metazoa, Chordata, Actinopteri, Perciformes, Sebastidae. Gene Ontology annotation, molecular function: DNA-binding transcription factor activity; zinc ion binding; sequence-specific DNA binding. Bases 803 to 2284 code for a protein of 493 amino acids. The transcript has 11 exons. The record is from RefSeq and is a predicted model, not a curated record.